Molecule: messenger RNA, 1620 nt
Organism: Seriola dumerili (greater amberjack)
Lineage: Eukaryota; Metazoa; Chordata; Actinopteri; Carangiformes; Carangidae
Gene: nceh1a
Product: neutral cholesterol ester hydrolase 1-like
Exons: 5
Coding region: 150-1409 (419 amino acids)
Cellular component (GO): membrane
Molecular function (GO): carboxylic ester hydrolase activity
Source: RefSeq, a predicted model, not a curated record
UGGCCCUCCCAGUCCUCCUCAGACCUGCAGAGUCAAAUCAGCCAGUACCAGCUGCAGCCAGCAGAGUCGUCCUGGAUCCUCAGUCCUCUGGAUGUGAGCACAGGGGCUUUUCAUGAGUCACUGAAAAUACUGGAGCUGUCACAUUCAAGAUGAGGCUGAAGCCAGUUGUCCUUACGGUGUUACUGACGGUGGCUGUCGCUUAUUACGUUUACAUCCCGCUGCCUGAUGCCAUCCAGGAGCCGUGGAAGUUGAUGAUGCUGGAUGCUGGGUUCCGGGCAGCGAUGCACCUGGCUUCUUUGAAGGACUGGCUGGGCUUGGACCAUUACGUCAAGUCUAUCAGGCGGACCACAGAGGGCUUUGAGGGCAUGAUAAAGGGGCUGGACACUUCUGAGUCCAACGGAGGGGUCAUGCCCGGAGUGAAGGUCAGCGACAUGACUUUCGCCGGCGUCCCGGUCCGACUUUAUGAGCCCCCGGCUGGAGGGGAGGGCCAUCUGAGGAGAGGGUUGAUGUUCUUCCAUGGAGGAGGCUGGGCCCUCGGCAGUGCCAAGAAAGGCUCAUAUGAUGCCAUCAACCGAAUGGUUUCGGAUGAGCUCAACACUGUCGUGGUCUCUGUUGAGUAUCGCCUGUAUCCAGAGGUGCAUUUUCCAAUGCCAUAUUUAGACUGCCUCGCUGCUGCCAAACACUUCUUGUCCUCAGAGGUUCUGGCAAAGUACGCAAUCGACCCCGAGCGUGUGGCCGUGUCAGGAGACAGCGCUGGAGGAAAUCUGGCUGCUGCGGUCGCUCAGGAGAUUUCCAUAGACGACACUGUGACCGUGAAAUUCAGCAUCCAGGCUUUGAUCUACCCGGUGCUCCAGGCUCUGGACUUCAACACGCCCUCCUACUUGCAGAACCAAGACAUGCCCAUCCUGUACCGGCCCGUCAUGGUUCGUUUUUGGCUGCAGUACUUUGGUGCUGACCUCUCCUUGCAGCCCCAGUUGCUAGUGAACAACCACAGCUCCUUGCACGACUCAGCCAUCACCCCUGAGCUGAGGUCGCGACUAGACUGGACCGUGCUCCUGCAGCCGAAAUACAGGAAGACGUACAAGCCCCUCAUCGUGGAGAAAGGUUCACAGGGGCUCGUGAAGGAGGUGCCGGGGCUGCUGGAUGUGCGGGCGUCACCACUGCUGGCAGGACCAGAGGUUUUGGCGAAAUGCCCUCGGGCGUACAUCCUCACGUGCGAGUAUGACGUGUUGAGGGAUGAUGGGCUGAUGUACGCUCGGCGCUUACAGGACGCAGGGGUCACGGUAACCAACGAACACUACGAGGACGGCUUCCACGGAUGUUUCAGCUUCAUAGUCUGGCCGUUGGACUUUGAUGUAGGGAAGAGGGCGCUCAGAGGUUACAUCAACUGGCUCCAGAACAACUUGUAAGAGUGUGUGUGCGUGUUUGUGCAAGUGAGUAAUGGGUGCAUGCAUGUGUGUGUGUGUGUCACUGAUACAAAUGCACUACCCCUUGAUUUGUGAAUUAUAGACUUGAUAAAGGGCUCUUACAUCUAUCUGCUCUUUGUGUUAAAAAUAUAAAAGCUCAGGGCCCUCAUGUAUACACACACACACACACACACACACACACACACACACACAC